UUUAAUACGUUUCAGAUUCAAUUGAAAAGAAAAUCAUUGUACUUUUUAUUAAUGUUUACAGUGUUCAUUUUUCUUUUACCGUAUUAGCACAAGGAUACAGUUCAGUUUAAUUCUUCAGAUUGUGAGGAAAGUUACCCAAAUAUAAGUGGUGACAUACAAAUCAACGUUGUCCCGCCAUCUUUUUUGAAAAUCGAACUAGAUAAUGAAUACUGAUAGUCGUGGAAGACUAAUUAAAGAGGAGGAAUGUAAUGCAGCCCAAAUAAUCACCUCAAAGUAUAAAUCAGAGCCAAAACAAGUCAAAAGUGAAGAUGUCAUUGAUGUUGUUAAUCAUGAUUUGAAAUGUGAAAGGUACUUGGAAGAAGUAAAAGAAGCCUCACAUUGUGAGGUGUGCGGAGAAGGUUUGCUUAGUCCAACUGAUUUCUUCAGCCCUGAUUAUUCAAAAUUUUGUUUUAACUGUCAAUGCCAGAACGGGCCUGAUGCUAUGCAAGGCGAAGAUAUGACAUUGGAUUUGAAACAACUUACUUCAGAUUUUGGAACCUCUCUUUUUAGAACCCAAGAAGAAACAAUUAUUGGGAAGGAAGAGAAGGAAACUGAGGAAAUCACUGAAACACUCAGUUUUGGACAUUAUUCGAAUUCAGUCAAAGAGAGUAGAAUUCAUGAGGAAAACGAAGACCAGUCAAACAAUUUGAAUGAAAGAACUGAUGUGAAAUCUUUUGAAAAUAUGUCUUCAGGGAAGAUGCCACUUCAUCAUAAAAUUUUCAAAAGUAGCAUGAAAUUACAUGAAAAAAUAACCACAGGCCACAAAUCAUUUCAGUGUAGAAUAUGCUCUGAAUAUUUCAUUCAAAAAAAAUAUUUGAAAACACAUGAAAAAAUUCAUGGUGAAAAACUGUUUCACUGUAAAAUCUGCUCCAAAUCAUACAAACAAUGUAGUACUUUGAAUCGACAUGAAAAAAUGCAUACUGGAGAGAAACAGUUUCAGUGUAAAUUCUGCUCUAAUGCAUUCUUUCGCAAAGGUGAUUUGGAAAGACAUGAAAAAAUUCAUACUGGCGAAAAACCGUUUCGUUGUAUAAUCUGCUCCAAAUCUUUUGUUCAAAAAAAUAAUUUGAAAUUGCAUGAAAAAAUUCAUACUGGUGAAAACCCGUUUCAGUGUAAUAUUUGCUCCAAGUCAUUCAGUUACUAUGUCAAUUUAAAAAGACAUAAAAACAUUCAUACUGGUUUAAAACCAUUUCAGUGUAAAAUCUGCUCCAAAUCUUUUGCUCAAAAAAAUUAUUUGAAAUUGCAUGAAAAAAUUCAUGCUAGUGAAAACCCGUUUCAGUGUAACAUCUGCUUCAAAUCAUUCAAUUACUGUGAUUCUUUGAAAAGACAUACAAAAAUUCAUACUGGCGAAAAACCAUUUCAGUGUAAAAUCUGUUCCAAGUUAUACUAUCACGAAAGUAAUUUAAGAAGACAUGAAAAAAUUCAUACUGGCGAAAAACCGUUUCAGUGUAAAAUCUGCUCAAAAUCUUUUGUUUACAUAAUUGAGUUACUGUAUAUGAUGAACUGUUUCUUACUCGGUUCUUUAGAGCCAAAAAACAUUACAUAUGCCCAGUUUGAAUUACUAGGACUUGAUUUGCGAAGGCAAGGGCGCAGGACGGUUCUUGAUAUUUUAUAG
Molecule: messenger RNA, 1651 nt
Organism: Leptinotarsa decemlineata (Colorado potato beetle)
Lineage: Eukaryota; Metazoa; Arthropoda; Insecta; Coleoptera; Chrysomelidae
Biological process (GO): regulation of transcription by RNA polymerase II
Cellular component (GO): nucleus
Molecular function (GO): DNA-binding transcription factor activity, RNA polymerase II-specific; RNA polymerase II cis-regulatory region sequence-specific DNA binding
Source: RefSeq, a predicted model, not a curated record